AUGUCAGCAAGCUGUGGGUCCAAGGCACUCUUGAACAUAGUCCUUGUUGGUGGGAGAAACUCAGGGAAGAGCUCAGUGGGGAACAUGAUCUUGGGUAGGGAGGAGUUUGUCACCAAAGAGAGAACUACAUGUUCCAGAAGACUAGGGGAGGUGGCAGGCUGGUGGGUGACCGUAGUGGACACCCCUGGCUGGUGGUGUGACUUCACUGCUCAAGACAGCCCAUGCCUAGUCAAGACAGAGAUAUCCCGAAGUAUCUCUCUGUGCCUUCCAGGACCUCAUGUUUUCCUGAUCGUUGUCAAGGCAAGUUCAGGGUUCUCCGAGAAGCGCCGCAGGGCUGUGGAGGAACAUCUCGCCCUCUUUGGCGAGAAGGUGUGGAGCCACUGUCUAGUCCUUUUCACCUCCAGUGACUGGUCAAACAACCCCACGGUGGAGCAGCACAUCACGACAGGGGGAAGGUGUCUUCAGUGGCUCAGGGAACAAUGCAGCCACAGGUAUCAUAGCGUCAACUUCAAAAGUCAACCUGGUGGUGCUCAGAUCAAAGAGCUGUUUGAGAAAAUGCAGAGACUGGUGGUAGAAAAUGGAAGAAGGCAUUUUGAAAUGGAGGGACCGAUGUUGCUGGUGGUGGAGGAAAGAAAGAGGAAAGUGGAGCGUUUGGCUCAAAAGAGAUUUAUGAUGAUGAAGAAACAGAGGACUCUUCACCAGGGGGAGUGUCAGCGUCUGUCUGAGGUUAGACUGGUGCUUCUGGGAGCCCGGGGAUCUGGGAAGAGCUCAACAGGAAACACAAUCAUGAGUGGAGGAGGAAGUUUCCAGAUCAGAAGAACAGCCCAGUGUGAGACAAGAUCCGGGAAUGUUUCCGGGAGACGUGUCUCUGUGGUGGACACACCAGGCUGGUGGAUGAAUUACUUCACUGAGGAUAGUCCUGCUUUCGACCAGCGUGAGGUGGUGCGGAGUGUCUCCAUGUGUCCCCCUGGACCCCACGCUCUGCUGCUUGUGGUACGGGUGGACAGGGCCUUUACAGAGACCUACAGGAGAGCUGUUCAGGAACACCUGGAACUCUUCACCGAGAAGCUCUGGGAUCACCUCAUGGUGGUUUUCAGCUUUGGGGAUUGGCUGGGAGAGACGACGAUUGAGCAGUACAUCGAAAGUGAGGGAGAGACCCUGCGGUGGCUAGUCGAGAAGUGUGGUAACAAGUAUCACAUUCUGAACAAUAAAAGCAAUGGAAAUGGAUUUCAGGUCACAGAACUGUUGCAAAAAAUUGAGGAGUUGGUGGCCGCCAACCACGGGGGUCAUUACGAGUUUGAGCGGGAGGUUUUGCAGGCGUUGAAAGAGAGGAUGGAGACAGAGGAGGAGAGAGCAGCGCAGAGACUGAUAAGGACGCAGACACAAAGGACCCACGCCAGGUCUUUACUGGGGGAGCUUCAUUUUCCCUCAGAGCUGAGACUAGUACUGAUGGGGGCCAAGAACGCUGGGAAAAGCUCAGCUGGCAACACCAUACUGGGCAGAGAGCAGUUUGAUGUGGGUCUCCAAACCACUGGCUGCGCUGAGGGCCACCGCCGUAUUAGGGGUCAAAGUGUGACCGUGUUAGAUACACCAGGCUGUCUGUCCGCCCGCCCUGACUUCCUACUGUCUUCUCCAGCCUACGGAGUAACAGUUGUCCUUGUAGUCGUCAACAUGAGCUCAUCGUUCACCUUGUCUCAUUGGAAAACCACAGAGAAACACCUUGAACAGUUUGGAGAGAGAGUACGUAGCCAAGCUAUAGUCGUGUUUACUUUCGGGGACUGGCUGGGGGACACGAUCAUUGAGCAGCGUAUCGAGAGUGAGGGGGAAGGUCUUCAGAGGCUUGUGGACUUGUGCAGGAACAGAUACCAUGUGCUGGACAAUAAGAACUGGGGAACCGGUGACCAAGUCAGAGAUCUUUUGAAUAAGAUACAUGAGAUGUUGGCGGAGGAGAGGCUGGAGGUUCUCCAGAGGGGAGAUCAGAUGAACCAGAGCAUCCCAGUGAUGCAAGACCCAUGUUCAGAGGUCCUCGCCCCUCCAGUGCAGUCAGAGGGGCACGUUUUGGGUGGCCAGGAGGUAGCCCUGGUUAGGGCCACAGGAGGGAUGUCUGGAGCCGAUCUUUCUAUCCUAGACACAGAGGGCUACCUGUCCAGCCUGGACUCUCUGCUCCAGGGAAGUGAGAGUCUGAGAUGGAGAACCACAGGCAGACACACCCUAAUAGUGAACCUCCCUGACUGGCACCAUGAUGUUUAUUCUCACCUCUACCUGAACAAGAACGGUCAAAUCCCAACGAGCCCAUUCUCACCAAGACAGCAGUCUCUUGUGGUGGUGAUGCCCAUGGAGAAGCUGCGAGCUGAAGACAAGAUGCUGUUGGAGAGGAACGAGGAUGUCGUGGACGUGCGCUCCUUGAUUCACCCUCGAUUCAGAGACAGGGCCAUCAGAGAGGUGGUCCAAUCUGGAGGUAUUCAGGGCCUUAUCGACCAGUGGGGGAACAGUAACCUGGAGGAACUGGAAUCCUUUAUUGACUCAUACUUUGAGAUGGUGUUGGAGGAGACCACGAAGUCUGUGAUAGCGGAAGACUGUGCCCCUGACGACUGCUCGGGGUGGUGCGACGCCGUCGAGGAACCUGAAGCGGAGGUCCUGUCAUCCAUCGACAAGAAGCUGUCCAAGUUGGACAUCCUGGAGGACAUGCAGCGAGACCUCCUGGAGCUGAAGCAGAGUCUGGAGAGGAGCUGGAAGAUCAUACAGCAGCUCUGUGACAGCAGGGCCCCAGCCCAGGAGCCUGCACUGCCCUCUCUUUCAGGAGAAGCAGCAAAGGGAAAGUAG
Messenger RNA from Hypomesus transpacificus, 2823 nucleotides. Its product is annotated as GTPase IMAP family member 8. Lineage: Eukaryota; Metazoa; Chordata; Actinopteri; Osmeriformes; Osmeridae. The record is from RefSeq and is a predicted model, not a curated record. The transcript is spliced from 5 exons. The coding region runs from base 1 to 2823 and encodes 940 amino acids. Gene Ontology annotation, molecular function: GTP binding.